AUGGUCAGUGAAAACGGUGGGGGAAAACGGGUUAUGGAAACACAUAUAACGGGUAGUAAAGUGAGAGUCCAGUUAAAUGAAAUGACGGGAUGUAUGCAUACACAAAUAGACAUCUCAGACAUGGAUGGCAUCCGAAUGCAGUCCUUUUUCAUCCACACCAUACUAUGUGUGGUAUGUCUUCACGCCGUUGUCUCACCGGUCGGAUGUGAUAAAUACCGGAUCGGUGUGGGAAUCGGUGAUAUCACUGGUCCGGCCGCUGAUAUUAAUAUGAUGGGUUACGCAAAGCCGGGUCAGGACACACACGGCAUUCAUCUAAGACUCUUUAGUAGAGCCGCUAUUAUUGAGGACCUCUCGGGAAACAGAGUGGUCUUUGUCUCCGCAGAUAUCGCUAUGAUAUCACAGCUCAUCAAAUUGGAGGUGAUCAAAAUUCUGGAGCAGAAUUACAAAGGGGUGUACACUAUAAACAACGUGAUGUUGGCCUCAACGCACACCCAUUCAGGUCCGGCCGGUUUUCUGCAAUAUAUUUUGUACAUAAUAUCGUCGCAGGGAUUCAUUGAGCAAAACUUUAAGGCCAUCAGAGAUGGUAUCGUCCGAAGUAUAGACAGAGCCCACCAUAAUAUGACCGAAGGAAAUAUCUAUUUAAAAACGGGACAAUUACUCGACGCCAGUAUUAAUAGGAGUCCAACCGCUUAUGCAAACAAUACCAAAGAGGAAAGGGAUAAAUACGAGUACAACACCGACAAGAAUAUGACUGUUCUUAAACUGGCCGACAAUAACGGCCGACCUGUGGGUGCGAUCUCUUGGUUUGCAGUUCACGCGACUUCUAUGAACAACACUAAUAAACUUAUUAGCGGUGAUAACAAGGGUUACGCCUCACAGCUCUUUGAACAGGAUAUCAAUGGCGGGACACUUCACGGGAAGGGACCAUUCGUGGCAUUAUUCCCGCAAUCAAAUGAGGGCGACGUCUCGCCUAACACUAAAGGCCCGUUUUGUUUGGACACUGGAUUGCCGUGCGAUACGAACACCAGUACUUGCGGCGGACGGAAUGAAAAUUGUGUUGCCUUUGGUCCGGGAAAUGAUAUGUUUGAAAGCACUAAAAUUAUUGGUUUCCGCCAAUACUCCAAAGCCAAAGAGCUUUUUAAGAGCGCCGACACUGAACUAUCGGGAAAUAUCCAAUACAUUCAUCAAACUAUCAAUAUGUCAGACGUGACCAUUCAGUUGCCCAACAACGCGACCGCUAAGACUUGCGCGGCGGCAAUGGGUUACAGCUUCGCGGCCGGCACUACAGAUGGACCAGGGGCUUUUGAUUUUCGUCAAGGUGACACGAGUUCGUCUCCCUUCUGGAAUUUGGUGCGAAACCUAAUUAGGACUCCUUCUCAGCAAUUGAUUGACUGCCAAAACCCAAAGCCUAUUCUCUUCGCCACCGGAGAAAUGCAUUUCCCGUAUUUGUGGGAACCGUCUGUUUUGCCGACACAGAUAUUCAGAAUCGGAGGACUACUUAUUAUAGCGGUUCCCGCGGAGUUGACCACAAUGUCUGGCCGUAGACUUCGGGACGCCGUGAAAGUGGCGUUUGAUAAAGAGUCGGCCAACAGUGAUGUGGAUGUUGUGAUCGCAGGUCUGGCCAACGCUUAUUCCUCAUAUGUGGCGACAUUUGAAGAAUACCAAAUCCAGCGAUACGAAGGCGCCUCCACUUUGUUUGGUCCGCACACUCUUAACGCAUAUAUUCAACAAUACAGUCAAUUGGCCACUAAUUUAGCCAAAGGUGUGUCAGUAUCCGCCGGACCCACAGAACCAAAUCUAUUACAGUCGCAAAUAUGCCUAAAACCGGGCGUUAUUUACGACGGCUCUCCUUUUGGUAAGAGGUUCGGCGACGUUGUGACCGAUGCCAACGACCGGUACAGUCCGGGCGCGACCGUCAAAGUGACUUUCGUGGCCGCAAAUCCACGAAACGAUUUGAAAUCUGAGAGCACUUUCCUGGCCGUCGAGAAAUUGAUUGCAAACACUUCUAACUGGAGUCUUAUCGCAACCGAUGCCAACUGGGAGACCAGAUUUUAUUGGCGCCGAACCAACACUUUCUUCGGCGAGAGUGAAGUGGAUAUUGUUUGGGAUAUUCCUCGAGAUAUAGAGGCGGGAAAGUAUCGCAUCAGACAUUACGGCAACAGUAAGAAUCUGAUGCAAACCAUUAAAGCAUACAUUGGGACGUCGAGAACUUUCGACAUAAUUCAUCAAAAUAUCUAGUCUUUUGUUUUUUACAAUAUUCUGUAAUAGAAUUUAUUUGUGUUUAAUUUAUAAAUUUAUACAUUAAUUGAUUAUUUAAUUUAAAAAUAAAUAUUAAUAAUAAAAAGUUCAUAUUUAAUAUAAACUACAAUAUA
This is a messenger RNA of Medioppia subpectinata, 2372 nucleotides long. The record is from the annotation of a GenBank genome assembly. Lineage: Eukaryota; Metazoa; Arthropoda; Arachnida; Sarcoptiformes; Oppiidae.